Morchella importuna is the source of this 2028-nucleotide messenger RNA. RefSeq lists its product as uncharacterized. The record is from RefSeq and is a predicted model, not a curated record. The coding region runs from base 1 to 2028 and encodes 675 amino acids. The transcript is spliced from 5 exons. Lineage: Eukaryota; Fungi; Ascomycota; Pezizomycetes; Pezizales; Morchellaceae.
AUGGAACAUUACAACGCUUUCCAUCGCUACAGCUCAAGCCGUAGUAUUCUGUAUAACAAAGACCCAACUGUUGAGACCCCUCCUGCUGGUAUCAAGCCCCACAGAAAGAGUCUGUCCAUCCCGCAGCCAACUACAGUUAAGACGAGGAUGCUUCCAGUUCGUGAGAGCUUUGGAAAUGUAACCCAGAGGAGCUGCUACAAGAUGGAGCUUUAUGUGGUUCCUGGGCCAAUCCCUGGGUAUUAUUUGUCUCCAGAGACUCGAAAUAUGUUCCUUACUUUCAGCAAACACUGUGGGACAAAUGGAUAUAGCACAGAAGAAACGCUGUUGCCAACUGGAAAUAGUACAUAUACGUUAGAAGAAAAUGUCUAUGAGAACUGUAAUUUUGAGAGAUACUCCGGGGAAGAGUUAAUAAGCUCUCAGUCUGCUGCGGCGCAGUCUGCAGGAGGUCUAGCAGGAGAAUCUUGGUUCUUGGAUAACGAGUCGGAUGAGAGCGGCUGUUGUUCUGACGAAGGAACCAUAAUUUGGGUGCCCGAAAAAUUCAACGUAUCUGCCAAUGUCCCGCGAUCUCUGUUAACAAGACCUUUAAAUAAGGACUACAACACUCAGACCUCCACUUCCUCCUCCUCCUCACCUACAUCAUUGAAGAUUCCCUUCAACAUGUCAGAAGAUGUUAAUAACUCCACUAAGGUCGUCGGUCAGAGUUCUUCUGAAUCCACCUCCCUCCAAGCCUUCCAAUCAACCUCCGGGGGGCGUGUUAUGAUGGCAGUUAAAAAGGGCUUAGCGGUCGCAAACAUCGAUCCCAGUUCUUUCGGAACUUUGUUAGUAAAUGAGAACGUUGAUCUUGACACCCGCAGAGAGCCAAGUACUUCAACAACCUGGGACUCCGCACCGCACGAUAAAGACACCAAGCACCUGUAUAACACUACUAGGCACCUGUCAAAGAUUCUGCAGCAAAAUAUUCGUCCGCUCAUCCCCGCCGAACUGGCUACUCUCAAACUCGAAGCAAUGGUAAUUGAAGACAACGCCCGUCCCAAGCCUCCUAGGAGCAGGAACUCAAGCAAUCUUGGAACCUCCUUUGGAAGUGAUUCUGGCAGCAGUACCUCUAUUCACACUACUCAUUCCGCUGCAAUAUCCGCCCCAAUAGCCGAAAGAAACAUAAUUUCCUCAGGAUUUCUCAGUGUGGAAAUGGAUCUCAGACUAAGGCGUGCCCAUGUGGAUGUGGAUAGCCUUAGAGAGACCGAACAACUUCAAGGCUCUCGUAGCAAAACUCUUAGUCACUCAUCCCUUAGAGUAGAGAGAGCGGAAAUUGCUCAAAGUCAGGUCUCCACUAGCUCUCUCAAUUCCACAACCCCUACAGUCGAUCAUUUCCAGGAAUAUAUGACACACUUUGAUCUCGACAAUGUGACCAAUCCGCCUGCAAAGGGAUUUCUGGAGUCCGACGACUCAUCUGGCGAGGACGACAACGCAUCGAUCGGGACUGUCAUUCCCCCAAAUCCGAUUAAGCCUCAGGUAGAAAGAAUGCCGAGAACACGUAGGGUCAAGAAGGAAAAGACGGUGAAGAAGUACAUCUUCUACGUUCCUGACAACUUUGAGGAGCUUCUGGCCCAAGCACCGACCUCACCUCCGACAAGGCCUUUGCCUCCUGUUCCUACUGCACCUCAAGCACCAACUCAGAUUCCAAAGGAACCUCUGCCCCUUCUUCCACGGGUAGCACUUACCCAACCUGCCGAAGUUAAAGAGUCAACUCCAAAGAUUGAAGCGUUAAAGAAAGAUUAUACUGAUUACCUAAACAACAUCAAUCGAGAUGAGUCAACCAGAGUCAAAUGCAAAAACAAAACGGAACACAAGCCUGGGCUGGAGGCUGAUCUUGAGGCAUUUAUGGAGAGCGAGGCUCAAGCGGCGGGCUGGAUGAAGGCUAAAAGAAAGAUCGAAGACAAGGUCAAUUAUAUAAGAAUGGUCAGGGAGUUCAUGAACUAUAGCAGGGACGGGCAUGUCGAUUACGGACAGGAAAUAUUGCGUCCAACAUAG